GUGUAAUUUUAAUUUAGAUCCUAUUGCAGCAAAUAGUAAGUGUUUUCCAUCCUAUUUUCAAAGUUCAAGUGACAAGUAGCCUUGGAAGAAACCACCUGUAUUUUCCAGCUCUACUGUGCACUUGUUCAACAACCAUGAAGUCGUGUUCUAGGCCAGAGGCAAAGAGCGAUAGCCAUGGGAUGAUCUAACACCCCACUUGGAAAACUCUGACUCCAGCCAGUAUCUAAGGACCAUUGCGUAGGACUGAGGAAAUUCUCCAGCACGAUCCUGUUGCAAGUAGCAGUUGCAGAGUAUUUGAAUGAAUGAGAGAAGGAAGAAGAUAGGUUAUACUCACUAAUGGAGCAGAACAACAACAACGUGGAAGAUUUCUCCUUGAAUGUCUUUUCUGUCACUCCUUAUCAGCCGAACAGAUCUGAUGUCCUGGUGUCAGAUGGGGAUAAAGCCGGUGCCACUUUGCUCUUUUCAGGUGUGUUUUUGGGACUGGUAGGGAUCACUUUCACUGUGAUGGGAUGGAUAAAAUACGAUGGCGUUACUCACCUGGAGUGGACUCAGUUACUAGGGCCUAUUCUGCUGUCUGUUGGGGUGACUUUUAUUCUGAUUGCUGUUUGUAAAUUUAACAUGCUUACAUGCAAGCCCUGUAAAGAAAGAGAGGAAAAUACAUCAGACCUCGACCAGACUGCAAGUGGACAGUCCUUUGUCUUCACCGGCAUUAACCAGCCUAUAACUUUCCACGGCGCCACAGUGGUACAGUACAUCCCUCCGCCAUACCCAGCCCAGGAAGGCGUUGCUGUGAGUCCUGGAUACCUUCACCCGGUGCUCAGCUGCUGCGGUCCUGUUUCCCCCAGUGCCUCACCAAUUCCCACCCUGGGCUCCACUCACUUCUGCCCUGCCUAUCCCCUGGAUAACCCGGCUUUUACUGGAGAUGAGAACUAUGCUGCUUAUCCUGCAGAGAAUACCAGGAAUCAGAGGUCAGAGGACAGUUCUGAUGAGCCAGAACUGCUGGAAGACUAUGCCUUGUCACCUCCACGUUAUGAGGAAAUAUACCCACUGUCUUCAUAAAAUAACCAUGGAUGACAGACGACAAUUCCAAGAGAUACCAGCUUUUUAAUCCUCAAGAAUCUUUUCUUUAAACACUUGCAUAAUAAGCAAGUGUGAGCAAGAUGUUGGUGCUGAUACAGAGUUCAGUAUCACUGAAGAUAUUUAACCAAUGCCUUCUUUUUCUCCCUCAAAAUUCAUUAGCCCUUUGCUGUGCAGUUUAAUGGCAGAGCUAUUCAUUAUUUAAUGGCAAAACUAUUAAUAGCAAAGCUAUUAAAUUCAAGAAUCUAAAUCCAUAUUAGGGUUCCCCCACAAGAAGCCUGAUUUUCAGACUUGCUGAAACCAGUAUGAACUGUGAAUGCACAAGAAGUUUGUGGAAGGUCAUGAUUGCUCCUGGACAUUCAACAUCAUUAGAAAACAUUUGAUUUAUUCUUGAUAUAUUUUUCCCUCUUGAUUGCUUGGGAAACUUCAAAAGUACUCAAGUGUCUGUCCAUGAAAGUACCUAUAAUGUCUUAAUUCUGUCUGAUUCCUUAGACCAGCUCACUCAAUAAUAAGUCCAGUCUGCAGAUCAGACAUCCUUCCUCUGCUUGGUUCACCUGUACAACCAGUGCUGUAGGCAUUUUUGGAGCACCCUGCUUGAACCAGAGCAUCCCAGAACAGAGAAAAUACAAAUAGUGACCUCUGCCCAUUUUUACACAGACCUCUAAGAGAUCCUGCAUGCAUCAAAUUCAGUUCCCUUCCCCAGCUGACAGGAUGCAAAGCACCGUCUCCCACCAGGAGUCCUAACAACUACUAGGUUAAUGUCCCUAAAGAAAGUUGCACCUUUCUGAAGCCUUGACAGAGGUUUGUGGUCCUACCAGUUUUAAGGGUUUUAACAGUCACAGCUUCUCCCUGCUGCACCCUCACCUAUGUGAGAGCUGUGGUGGAACCCCUCCUGAGGUCCCUUCUUGAUUGAAUGUGGGCCCUAGGCACACAACUCAGGCUGUAGAUUCCCACCAAGCAUCCAGGCAACUAUGGGCUGCAGUGAACUUUCUUGUUCAACUUUCAAAGUCAACAUGAUUCCAGGUAUUGUAUCCACAAAUGGAUUUACUGCUGUGUCUAACAAAGCAUGAGGUGCAUAAGCUCUGAGAUAUCGCAAUCCAGAAUGGAGGUCCCAAAAAGCUUUGCUCAGGUCUAAACCUCAGAGCAAAGAGAAUGCCAUGAGUUCUUUCAUUUUUAUUUUGUAUUUCCACAUAUUCUUCAAGAUCUGCUUUUGAGUGUGCCUAGAAGUGCCCUGACACAGCAGGACAAGUCAGAUCCCAUGCAGGAUCCCAUCAGUUUUGCAUAUCUCCUUCAAAGCGCUUAAACCAAAAGCUGUUCUCAGCCCACACCUGCUGAAGCAGGCACCACAGAAAAUGGCCUAGAGGGCCAUGGUCACUGUCCAAAGUAACUGAGUGCUGUGCUGCUGGUGAUUCUGCAGAUCAGUCCCCUCACCUGGAAUAGCACAGCUAAAAGCAGGUGUCCAUUAUGAAAUGCAUGAACUUUCUCUUACUUGCCAACACAGCUGUCUCAGCUCCUGCUAGUUGUCAUCGAUCUGUGGUUGAUCUCAUUCAUCUCAUUCCUGCAGGCUGGAGAAGCCUGGUGUUGAGCAUGGGCAGGUGGUACAGGAUGUACCUGGCAGCUGGAAGUCACUGAGCAUCCAUGCAGCCUCGCUAGCAACAAGGAUAUGUAGCUCUGAAUGGAGAAGUGCAUUCAGAACAUUGUCCAGUUGCAUGGAGUUGCAGGUGCGCACUGACCUCCCUGUCCUGUAUACUUACAGGGUGCCAAGAAAUAAAGCAUUUUUGGAGGGGCACAAGACAACCACUGGGCUCCACAGUGAUAGACAUGCCACUGACAGAGGUCAUAUUUGGAAGAUAACAUUUAAACCGACUCAAAGCUGGAUUAGCCACUGCAGCAGCAUCUAUGGGACAAGGACUACAAACUAUAUGUGAGGUUUUUCUCACUAGAGAAAUACAGCGCACACUGAUUUUCAGCAGUGAUGAGCUGGUGUUAGCAGGUAGGCAUGUGUAGUUGGAGAAAGGCAGGCACUCUGUGUUCAGCAUGAUCUCUACGGGAUUGAGUGAGAGAACAGAAAGUCUAAAAAUAAAUGCAAGUUUCUCUUAUGGAAAUCUCUUGCUCCUCUUCCAGAAUUUACACGGAGGUGAACUCAUUCUCCCUCCACAGCAGGAAAGUGGAAGGUCCCAAAUCCCCAGUUAGUUCCACACGGACAGAUCCCUGCACUUAGCAUGUAGUUCUGCUGACUCCAGCAAGCACUGCAGGAGCACAGAGGUCAGGCUUGAUGGAUCCAAUUGCAGGUCCAGGGUCAAAAUUUCUACCCGAUCACCCUUUCCCACAACAAGAAAAUUCCUUCAGUCAGAAACCACAGACUUUUGCUGCUGCUCUUUUUUUUUUUUUUUUCCCCAAAUACGUGGCAUAUGCAUGUUUUGUGGGGUGAUCACAGCUUUGUUUUUAUGUUAUCAAGUUGUACCGUCAGGCUGAAUAUGAGAAAUCCAGACGGCUGCACUGUGGAGUCCAUAUUGGUUUUAAAGUUUACUUCUGUAGAGAGUAAGUUCAUUGAAAGAGCCCUGGGUUUCUUUUUAGAGAGAAGGCUGAAUAAAUAAAUUUAAAUAACUGUGUAUUAAAAUGAUCUUGACCCAUCAGAUUAAUUCUGCCUGAAUUCUGUAGGAAUCUUUUCCUGAUGCACAGAUGUUUGAGAAACUCCAGCCUGAUUAUAUUUCCUUGCUGUACUGAUUGCUGAUUAGUGUUUUCAAUAGAGCAAUAUUCUAUAAAUACUUUUCUUCCUCCUCUUCUUUCCACCUUCCACUUUGAUCCUUUGUUUCUGUUUUAACAAUUUUUUUAUCUGUAUGGGGUUUUUUGCUUUUGUCACUGUAUCUUCAGUCAUAGAACUGUGACAAGAAUUCACCUUUCAGCAUUAUAAUCUUUUUCUGCCCUGUGAUGAGUGAAAGAACAAACUUAUUUCACCAGAGCUUCAACCAAGGUGAACUGACACAGCUCUGCUACAUUAUACUGAUUUAACUCCUCAGAGCACCUGAAAGAUUGUGUUUGAGAUUUUGCUCAAUCCACUUUUCAUUUAAACUACUUCUCUUUAAACAAAAUUACCACAUUGCCUGCAAUGCUACUGCAGACCUGCAGAAUGAUGCUUUAUUGUGGUUAGAUGUGUCUGGAAUUCUAGUAGCAACAGAGUGUUGUAUGUGAUUAUUCAGCUAUGUAACUUUGAAUGGGUUAUUGGGAUUUGUCCCAAUAUGACUCCAUUUAUAAGAUUUUGACCAUAAGCUGGCUAACAUAUGAAAUCAGCAGAGACAUCUAUUGAUAUGAAGCUGAGCAUGAUCUGUUCAUAGCAGUAAAAAUUCUGCACAGAGCUGCUCUAGGAUCAAGGAGCUGUUUCAAAACACUAAAUGCCAUGUGUGAAAUGCAGCUGCAGGGUGCGAAUUUCUUCCCAGGUAAAAUCUGAAUCUGAAGUCUGCUUUUUAACAUUAGGGCUGCUGUAUCUGUGAGGAGGUACAGGGAUAUGCAAGUCAAGGUUUGCUUUGCUUUGCUUUUGUAGCACUUUCUCACAAAAGCCAAAUUUCACUCGAGGCACCUGUUUCUGGCACUGAUGCCCCUGCGCAAGUGCCUGCACACAGCAGUGCCAAGUAGGGAGUCCGUACAAGCGGGUGUUCAAAAGUUGUAGUGCUGAAAUUUUCCAAAGAGUUAUUUUAGACUGAAU
Messenger RNA from Grus americana (Whooping crane), 4780 nucleotides. It is a transcript of the gene TMEM174, whose product is annotated as transmembrane protein 174. The transcript is spliced from 3 exons. Bases 337 to 1059 code for a protein of 240 amino acids. The record is from RefSeq and is a predicted model, not a curated record. Lineage: Eukaryota; Metazoa; Chordata; Aves; Gruiformes; Gruidae.